Messenger RNA from Symbiodinium natans, 1359 nucleotides. Lineage: Eukaryota; Dinophyceae; Suessiales; Symbiodiniaceae. The record is from the annotation of a GenBank genome assembly.
AUGACAAUACAAUGGCUGAAAUUAAUCGGCGCUGUGACAUGGCUGGUGGUGGCCUAUCCGUUGUAUCAGUGCACCUACCAGCUGCUUUUCGACCAUCUCUCAUCGGAGAUAGAUGGGAUCAAGUUCCUGGAUCGCAAUGCCUUGUGGCUGGACGUGGGCUUGAAGCUCUUCUUCUUCGCUUCUGGAUGGCAGGCCGUUAUGGAUGCGCUCGUGCUGGCGCAGGAAGGAAGUAACCGUCUAGCAAGAGAGGCGCUCAUGCUGGGCCCUGACAGAUAUGAGGACCUCUAUUUCUACUUCACGACCCUGGGCAAGGACAACUUCUUCCCCGGUCUGGCGAGGGGCGGUUCAACAGACAUGUCCCAGCUCGACGCCAUUGUGUCCAAGAGCCGGACGAUGCGUAGUCUCUCCGGGAUGGCACUAGUGGCCCGAACCGUGAUCACCACUGGAGGCAUGUACUUGAACCUCAAGUCAUUGCCUCCGCGCCAUCCACAAGAGCCCUUGAAUCAGAUGCGAUAUUAUGUGGCCUAUUUCGAGCUGAUUGCCCUUGGCUGGUUUUGGAGUGUUCUCGUCUACAGGUUACUCAUGUGGACGCAAACACCCAAAAUCUCAUACAUGGGCGUCCUGAUUGCCAAUGCUAUGGAAGACGUUGCGAGCUGGUCGUGCAUGCAGCUCCUGCGCAAUGUUGCCAUGGCGCGGCUUUCGCGUCGUGUUACGAAGGUGAUGAAGGAAAGUAAGAGAUUCUUCAACCCGAAUAUGCAGUACGUCGCGGGGGUCUUCGAGGCCCUUGGUUAUGUUGCUGGAGGCGUCUUCGGCAUUAUUGUUCUGGCCAUCAAGACAACCCAAAUCGAGUUCGUGUCGAAGGUUAUCGUGGUGGACUUCUCACUGCAACAGUGGUUCAGACUUGUCAGCUUUGCCAUGUCUAUGGUUUCGAUUUUCAACCUGGAAGAGGAAAGACGGUUUGCGGUGCAAAGAUUUCUCCUGCAUCCGUUUGAGGACAGUUGCACAGGAGGUCAACUCCCUCCACCCAUCUUCCUUGCUUGGGAGCAAAAGCUGGCUGCGCAGAUCUCGGCAACGCAGGGCUUCUGGACAAGCUUCUUCUUCAUGGCCACUUUGACGGCUGAUGACUACCAAAAGCUCCUCCUUCCACAAAUGGAAGACGAGGAAGCGCCGCCAGCUCUUCUACAUGAGUUGUUGACUGCCCACUUGCUGAGCAAGGAGCGGGGCCAGCAAGCACUCUCAUUGGGAAUGAGCGAGGCGGAGCUAGAAUCGGCGCAGAAGUGGGCCGCUGGCGAGACCUCUCCGGCAGCCUACUUCGCCACGCUCCCACUCGACUACCGAAAGCUUAAGAGGACUGGCUGA